Molecule: messenger RNA, 1435 nt
Organism: Drosophila serrata
Lineage: Eukaryota; Metazoa; Arthropoda; Insecta; Diptera; Drosophilidae
Product: phospholipid scramblase 1-like
Biological process (GO): plasma membrane phospholipid scrambling
Cellular component (GO): plasma membrane
Molecular function (GO): phospholipid scramblase activity
Source: RefSeq, a predicted model, not a curated record
GCAUAAUUAAUGGUUUUCUAUUAUUUGGCGGACUGCUGUUGCCAAGAGAGGCCUAAAACACGCCUUAGAAGAAAUAAACUUCUUGUUUUUUUUCUAUUUUGGAUUACGAAACUAGUUUCGAAUUUCCGACCGCAAACAAGGCAGGUUUUUAGGCCAUCAAGAUUUACAGCUUCAUCAUUAUUAUAUUUUAAAGGAUUUGAAAAGUUCUUAGAGGGAAUUUAUUUAAAAUUUAUUUGGGAUAUAUCUCUAUGGACCCAGCAUCCCAUUAAUUAUUUAAUCAUUAUCAAGUCAAAGUGCGAUGAAUCCCGCCCACUCUACGAUCCCUUUGGGUUUUAAUUUAGCUCCUCCGAUAAGUGUUGGAGCUGGACAAUCCCCUUCCCCUCAGGUGGUUCAAGUGCCUCAGCCCCAAAUAUCUGGGAUGGGAUACCCCUUAAUGGCACCACCAAACCUCGUACCGCCGAAGCUACCGAUCAUUACCCAACCCGGAGUGGGAACUUCAAUGGGCGGAAUCGAGGGAGACUGGAAGAGUAUACCCUCCGGAAUACCGAACUGUCCACGGGGACUGGAGUACCUAACGGCUGUUGACCAGCUGCUGGUCAAGCAGAAAGUCGAGCUGAUAGAGGCCUUCACCGGACUGGAGGGCAACAACAGGUACUCCGUGAAGAAUGCACUGGGUCAGAAGGUGUUUCUCGCUGUGGAGGACACCAGUUGCUGUACCCGUAACUGUUUCGGAGCCGAUCGACCCUUCAAAAUGAAGUUGUACGAGGCCCAUAGCAAGGAAGAGGUGCUCCAAUUGCAACGACCUGUAGCCUGCUCUUGUUGUCUCUUCUGCUGCUGCCUGGACAGGAUAGAGAUCUCUGAUCCGCAGGGCAAUGUAAUUGGCAGCAUUAAGGAAAGGUGCACAAUUUGGAAGCCAUCGUUCCGUAUCCUUGACCAAAACGGUGACCUUGCCUUGCGUAUUGAAGGACCCUUUUGGACUUGCUCAGUUUGCGGAAAUAUCGAGUUUCAAGUUGUGUCUCUAACCGGCGAAAAUAUUGGAAAAAUCAGCAAACAGUGGUCGGGAUUGGCACGUGAAGUUUAUACGAAGGCAGAUAAUUUUGGGAUUAGCUUUCCCCUGGACUUGGAUGUGCGCCUUAAGGCGAUUUUAUUAGGCGCCACAUUUCUCAUUGAUUUUAUGUUUUAUGAAAAUUCAAGAGAUGGUGUGCUUGCCUGUGGCGAAUGCAUAUGCAAAUCCAUUUGCGACGCCAUGUAAUUCAUUUUUAAUUGUUAGAACAGUUUUUUAAUGUGAUAUUUGUUUAUGCAGCGAGGCCUGUAUUUUUUAUGCUUUUUGUAAGUGAAACGCGAUUGUAGAUGUACUCCGUUUUAAUCAAAAAUAAGAUCAUUUUGUAUUCUUGUUAAUGGAUUUAAUUGUUGAAUAAAUGUGAAUGUGAAUGAA